UUACCGGUGGCGGGGGUAGUAAGUAGUAAACACUCUAUUUAAAGUCAGCUUUAAUGGAGGCAACACACUUCAUUCAUUGCUUUUGUAUCGAGUGGAAAAGCAAUACUUAAAAAAAGCAUUUUGCCUUCCCAUGUCUCUCUCUCUCCCCGUCUCCACCCAACACCAUUAUGGAAUCCACCGAAUUUGAACCUCUCUAACUCUUCUCUCUGAUUCUCCAAUUCUGUCGUCUUCUCCUCCCCUUAUACAUAAGCAAAUAUCUGGUAACCAAUCAGCUGAUCUUUCGUUGUUUUUUUUUUUUUGGGCAGUGGAUCUUGCUUCAGCCCUGCUUCUUCCAUUCCUUCAAUUUCAGGCAAUUUGAAGAACCAGAGAGUGUUGCUUUCGUUUGAUUGCAGUAAAUUUCAUGGAAUACUGGAACAGAAAAACUGUUGAAAUCAAGCCCAUCUCUUUAUUUUGUGUUGUUUGAGUGUUGUGAUUAUAACAAAUUGCGUAAGAAAGAGUUUGUAAUUGGGAGCGAGGGAGGGAGAGAAAGUGGGGUUAAGGUUUAAUGUUAGAAAUGAGAUUUUUACUACUUAAUUCGACAGGGCCACCGAUAAAACGAAGAGCAGGUUUGAGGAUAAAGCAAGCCGGACGAGGGUCUUAUCGGGGCAGUUAGUGAAGGGUUUUAGGCAUAUAAAUAAUUAUUUGGCUAGAAAUUGUUGUAUGUAGUAAAGAUUUGUGUUUUUGUCGAAAAGUCAACAGAUGGGAACUACUGAUCUGAGACAGCUGUUGGAGAGUCUUUGCCAUAAUUCAGACUGGAAAUAUGCUGUUCUUUGGAAGAUGAGAUAUGGGAGCCCAAUGAUUUUGACUUGGGAAGAUGGGUAUUUUGAUUGCCCAAAACCACGAGAACCUUUGCAAACUAUAUCCUCAGAUGUUUACUGCAAUGGUGGGAAUGAUCUAGUUUCUUCCCUCCGCGAUGCGAGUGCGUCUAAUGCUAACUUUGGGGGACAUCAAAUUGAACUUGUCGUGGCUGAUAUGUUGCACCUUCAGUAUCCCUUAGGAGAGGGGGUUGUUGGUGAAGUGGCAUAUACAGGGGACCAUUUCUGGCUUUCGUUCAACAAUAUUUUUUCUUGUGAAAUGAGCAAGAAUUUAGUUCCUGAGUUUCCAGAAGAAUGGCUACUUCAGUUUGCAUCAGGUAUCAAGACUAUUUUACUGGUGCCUGUACUUCCACAUGGAGUUUUGCAGCUUGGAUCAUUUGACGAGGUUGCUGAAGAUAUUCAAAUAGUUGCCUAUAUUAAAGGUAGAUUCAAUGAUCUUCACAGUACUAGAGAAAAUGCAGUUCCUCUCACUUUAAAGAGGGAGUUUAAAGCUCAGUCUACACUAAUCUCUUGUCCUGUUGAGCAAUUAAAUGCAACUUCAGCUAUUUCCAUUAGCCAAGUGAAAAGUGAAGAUUCAAAUUAUUCAAUACCUGUCAAUAGUGUCAAGCUACAUAAAGAUGAGCAACCAGAAGUUUUCAAAUGUGAAAGCAAAAAUAAUAGUCCAUCGCCUAUCUUUGCUGAUGUGUCCCCUCAAAGUGAAUCUCUAAGUGCCAGCCAACUGGGGAUGGUUGAGAGUAAGAUAUUUGAACUCUCUUAUCUGAUGGAUGAAUUGCAAGCAUAUUCUGACUGUAAUGAGUACAAUGUGGGAUGGUUUGGAGAACCCUUGGAUGGGAUGAUGAAUACUUAUCCUGCUGCAGAUAUGGUAGAGCAGUCAUCUGGAGGCAUGGAUGCCAAUGAUGUGUAUCAUAAAAAUAGACAGAGUUUUCUUAGCUUUCCCAAAGGCAGUGAGUUACAUAAAGUACUUGGACCACCUUUUUUGAGCCAGACCAAUGAAAAGACAUGGGAACCAUCUUUAUUGGUGGAUGAUAGUUGCAAGAGCUCAAAUUUCAUCUUCAGCGAAGAUCGCAGUGCAAGAAUUGAGCCUUCUUUGUUUGCUAGAGAAGGUGAGGUCGAGUUUCUGCUGGAACCAGUGGCUGGCAAUUCAUAUAGCAGUUCAGAUAAUACGUCUUCUAACAGAUCCCAUAGUUUGAAGUCAUCUGAAAGGUUGUCAGGACACCUUCUUGCUACUUCUCAAAACCAAUUUCAAACAAGAACCUUGGUGGGGGAUGAUUUGGCACCAUGGAGCCAUCUACCAUCUGUAUGUAUUUCUGGAAGUGGAAAUACUGAUACUACAGCUGCUUUAGAUAGCAUGAUGAGUACAAUUUUUGACCAGGAACAACAGGAAAAGGAUCAAAGUUACAAGCACCCUUGGAGAGGCCAGAAGAUGUCAAACGUAGCCAGAAGAAGGGCCAGACCUGGUGAAAACCAAAAGCCAAGGCCAAGGGAUAGGCAGCUGAUCCAGGACCGGGUAAAGGAGCUGAGGGAGCUUGUCCCAAAUGGUUCAAAGUGUAGCAUUGAUGGCCUCUUGGAUCAAACCAUAAAGCACAUGCAGUAUUUAAGAAGUGUGACUGACCAGGCCGAGAAAUUGAGGCAGUGGGUGCAUCAAGAGGUUGCUGAUCGCAAGAACUGCAGAUUGUCUGAAACCAAUGUGAAUAUCCAAAGUGGGAAAAGCUGGGCCUUUGAAUUUGGAAAUGAUCUACAGAUAUGUCCUAUUGUUGUGGAAGACCUUGCAUACCCAGGACACCUACUCAUAGAGAUGCUUUGCAAUGAUCGUGGUGUUUUCUUGGAGAUAGCCCAGGUGAUCCGCAGUCUAGAUUUGACCAUCCUGAAGGGCGUGAUGGAAAGUCGAUUAAGUAACACAUGGGCUCAUUUCAUUGUUGAGGCUUGCAAAGGUUUCCAUAGACUGGACAUAUUCUGGCCGCUGAUGCAGCUUUUGCAGAGGAAAAGGAGUUCUAUAUCUGGCAAGAUUUGAUGCAUCCUCGGCCCGUUAGAUGAGAUUUUAUUAGAAAACCUGGAUAUGAGGGGCAGUUGUGUUUCUCAUCAAACUAAAUGUCCUUUGUAUUUUAAAAUACGUAAUUCGAACUGCUGUUGUAUUAUUACAAGGAGUGAUGGUUUGUGUACAAAUGAAGAGAGCUUUUUCUUGCAAA
Messenger RNA from Populus nigra (black poplar), 3040 nucleotides. Its product is annotated as transcription factor bHLH155-like. Gene Ontology annotation, molecular function: protein dimerization activity; DNA-binding transcription factor activity. Gene Ontology annotation, biological process: regulation of DNA-templated transcription. Lineage: Eukaryota; Viridiplantae; Streptophyta; Magnoliopsida; Malpighiales; Salicaceae. The coding region runs from base 739 to 2865 and encodes 708 amino acids. The transcript has 10 exons. The record is from RefSeq and is a predicted model, not a curated record.